Molecule: messenger RNA, 1331 nt
Organism: Dipodomys ordii (Ord's kangaroo rat)
Lineage: Eukaryota; Metazoa; Chordata; Mammalia; Rodentia; Heteromyidae
Product: AP-3 complex subunit sigma-1-like
Biological process (GO): Golgi to vacuole transport; protein transport
Cellular component (GO): AP-3 adaptor complex; intracellular membrane-bounded organelle
Source: RefSeq, a predicted model, not a curated record
GGUGCUGUAGAGAGAAGCAACAACCCUAUUACCACCAUUCCUGGCAAAAUCCAUUGUUCCUGAAGAACACUGGUAAAACAUACCUGUUUCUGGGGGAAGAGAGGGAAAUUUCUCCCUUCUGGACAAAGAAUAAUCGCUGGUAGGGAAGGAACAAAACUUGUCUGACUUUAGAUGAGGGACUAUGAAAUAAUCUGGCUCUAAGACCCCACUGUGUAACCAGUUCUGCUGCUAUGGGGGGGGGGUCAUACAAACCGCAGAUGAGGUAGUUUAGCUAUUGGGAAAUGAGGAAAGAAUGUUAAGCUAUAUCACAGAAGGUCUGACACAAGGCCUACAGAAGUAGGCUAGUCAAGGCCAAUUUGCUAUGAAUUUAGUGACAAGAAAUCAGUCUGUUGCUGAGAAAACAGAGAGAGUGUAAAUAAUAGAUUAAAGUGAUGCAGACGGCGUGGGCGCGGGCAUUGUCCCGAGCCUGGCCCGAGCAUCCUUGCCCUGGCGCCGCCCCCAGCGCCCCUCCGGCCAGCCAGACCCAGCCAUGAUCAAGGCCAUCCUCAUCUUCAAAACCACGGGAAGCGGGCCGCUGUCCAAGUUCUACCAGUCCUACAGUGAAGACACCCAGCAGCAGAUCAUCCGGGAGACCUUCCACCUAGUGUCCAAGAGAGACGAGAAUGUCUGCAACUUCCUGUUAAUUGGAGGCUCUGACAACAAGCUGAUCUACAGACACUAUGCAACCCUGUAGUUUGUCUUCUGUGUGGAUUCCUCAGAAAGCGAACUUGGCAUUUUAGACCUCAUUCAAGUGUUCGUUGAGACCUUAGACAAAUGUUUGGAGAAUGUAUGUGAGCUGGACUUAAUAUUCCAUGUAGACAAGGUUCACAAUAUCCUGGCAGAAAUGGUGAUGGGCGGAAUGGUGCUGGAGACCAACAUGAAUGAAAUUGUCAUGCAGAUCGAUGUGCAGAACAAACUGGAGAAGUCUGAGGCUGGCUUGGCAGGCGCUCCAGCUCCGGCUGUAUCAGCUGUAAAGAAUAUGAACCUUCCCGAGAUCCCAAGAAAUAUUAACAUUGGUGACAUCAGUAUAAAAGUGCCAAACCUGCCCUCUUUUAAGUAAAAUAUUAAAAAGACCACUCCCAGGUAAAACCCAGGGGAAAAAGUCAUCUAAGUUUACCAUGCAGUUGUUUACCAAAAAUAGAGGAAGCGAGUCUUAACUUUUGCUCUUGGAUUUAAGUCAGGGUACUGUAUAGAAGGUGCGUAAAAUCAGUAUGGAAGCUCAUUGUUGCUUUUCUUGCUCAGUGAUUUUAAAGAAAAUUGAAUAGUAUAGUUCCUCUGUGUGUGUGUGUGUG